CAUUUGUUAACAUAUUAUUCACUGUUUGUUUAUUAAAGUCGGUUUUAUUGUUGGUUCACCAAAAGCUUCCCUAAUUACAACGGUUAUGAAGUACUGGGAGAAAGUUUAGCGUGUAGGGGUUGACCUUGUGAACUUAUUAAACAGAUCUCGUGAAACAUUUUAAUUGAAGUCUAUUAAUAAUUUUACUGGCAAUGCUGGGAGCAACAUAAACACAUUCCCACACAGUUAAACGGUCUUUUCAGUAAUUAGCGUGAUGUACUCGAUAUGGGGGCAUGUCUAACGCUUGAACGUGAAGAGGGUAAAGCUAGAAAGCGCAGCGAAGAGAUUGACCGACAACUGGGAGAGUUUGCUAAACUGCAGAGUAAUGUUAUCAAGAUAUUACUUCUUGGUGCUGGUGAAAGUGGGAAAAGUACCUUAGUGAAACAGAUGAAAAUUAUCCACGCGGAUGGAUUCACUCAUGCUGAAUUGAGCAGCUAUAGGCCCACGGUCCUGGACAAUCUAUUGGCUUCUAUGAAGUACGUCCUGGCUGGUAUGGGCAUUUUAAGGAUAAAUUUAGAACAUUCUAGGAAUAAGAUCCACGCUCAAACCGUAUUGUUGGCUAAAAGCUGUUUCGAUAUGAGUUUUAUGGUGCUUCCGAAUGUGGCAGCUUCUUUGCAAGCUUUAUGGUCUGAUAGGGGUGUUAGGUUAGCCGUAGCCAGAGGCUACGAAUACGAAUUAAACGACUCUGCGCUUUAUUUAUUUGAAAAUAUGGAACGAAUCUGUGAUCCGAAAUAUGUGCCGAACCCGACUGAUGUACUCAGAGCGAGAGUACGUACUCAAGGCAUCAUAGAAACUCAGUUUCGAAUAGACGAUAUGAUCGUCAGCAUGUACGACGUUGGCGGGCAGAGAUCUCAGAGAAGGAAGUGGAUAUACUGUUUCGACGAUGUUAGAGCCGUACUGUUCGUUAUUUCACUUAGUGGAUACGAUAUGACUUUACUGGAAGACCCCAGUGUCAAUAGACUUGAAGAAAGUUUAAACUUGUUUGGGCAGAUAGUGAAUAAUCCGUUUUUCAGAGAAGCCUCGUUUGUGUUGUUUCUCAAUAAGUUCGAUCUGUUCCGAGAAAAGAUUCUGUAUUCCCAGAGACACCUGAGGCUUUAUUUUCCAGAUUACAAAGGCCCCGAUCGGGACGUGGACCGAGGGGCCCUCUUCAUCCAGCACAAGUUCAUUCUGAGGAACGGCGACUCGAGGAAAGUAUUGUACCCGCAUUUCACCACUGCCACCGACACGGCCAACGUGCAAGUCGUCUUCCAGGCCGUCAUGGAGAUGGUGAUUUCAGCGAAUCUCGGACAGGUUACGUUGUUGUAGCUUUAGCGAAAUAGACUUAAAUCAAUUUAGCCGUAAUGCUUGAGAUGCUGCCUUUAGGUGUACAGGAUUUGUAUAUAUGAGCGCUUAAAUGAUAAAAUGUUACGAAGAAAGUAAGUUCGUUGGGUGUCGUUUGCUGCUGUUUCUGGUUGUACCGGUAAACUAUUUCGAUUAAAUUUGUUGGGUUUCGCAAAUUUAAAUUUUUUGCCGAUGUCGUGUUCGUUUAAAUUUGACUUUGGUUGGUUUCUGGCUCUUUGAUACAAGAUAAGGGGCGUGAAUUAUUGUAUUUUCAGUCGAAUUAAAAGAAAUUUACAAUUUUUUCGACUUUUUAUUGUUACAUUUUGUUACUAUCUACUAUUUGUGGAUUGAUAUGUAGUUCACCUAAACAGAUCAUUGACUUUGAAAUUCACAAACUAAACACAGUGCUUUAAGAAAAUAGUAACAAAACACCUUUUAUUAAAAAUUGGGGAAAGUUGGUCCUCACUUAAAGUUAUGCCCUCUAUCUGCAUUUUGCCGAGAAUUUUUAGAUAUUUAUCACGUUACUCAGCAAUUAUCUUAAAAAACAAUCUUUAUUUGUAGCAGUUUAUUUCUUUAGAUUUAGCUUUUUCGUUACAUUUUUAUUUUUUUCGUAUUACUUUUUAUUUUAGGUUUAGGAUAUUGCUUGUUCAGCUUUUUUGUUUAAGUAGUUAAGGCUCUAGAUCUCAGACGUGUUCAUUUAGAAAAGAAAUUACUUAGAAAAUUUGAGUUUAAGGAAUCGACACAUAUCGAAAUUGGAUAAUACUCGAAUAACUUCCAUCGUAAUACUAACGAACGUAUCGCUUUAAACAUGUAUUGCCUGUGAUACAACGGCCUUAUUAAUCCUGCAAGUAUUCGAUCGCUUCCAGAAGUUCUCUGUCGUCGAUAAUGCGACGGAAUCAUCACUCAUCUAGAAGAUCGAAAAUCGUCUCGGUAAUUUUUUCUGUUGCGGUAAUUAAUAAAUUUGUAAGGAAUUUUUAGUCCGUAAAGCCUACAGAAUUUUAAGUGACUGAAAAGGGAACAUCGCCAUCUGUUGUGAGCCAUGUGAACUAUGUAGUUCCAGUGGGAGAGGUUAGAUGGCGCAUUUGAACUAAUAAUGGGCAACUUGCUUAUAUAUUUUUUAAACCUCUAGAAAUAAUCGAUAACCUCAUAUUAAUCAUGUAGACAUCUCAUGGAAGUUGUCAGUGAUUAAUAGAAGAGCAAAAACAAUGUUUCGAACGGGUGUUUGUUGCCGCGCUAAUUCGUGACGUCAUUUAGUGCGAUGGAGGAUCUUGAAGAAUGACAGGGACAGACGGACGAGACAUCAGUUGUGUUCUUUAAUUCGUUGUGUUAAUUUUGAUCAUAUAUAAUUAAUUUGUCACAUUAAAUCAAUUAUGGACUAAAUUUUCAUGCAACUUGCCCGUUCAGGGACUACGUAAUUUGGCGAAUGAUUUUUUUUUUUUUGGUAAACCGCGUAGGUUUUUGCAAAAGCAAUGUUACGAUGACGAAAUAUAAUUUGUUUUCAUUAAAGUCGUUGUGAAUUUACGAAUACGUCGGUAUUUCAUUUAAUUAUAGCUCGUAAACGAUUGAGACAAGUAUUUUAUAAAUAUGGAAUAGAACGUUGAACGGAACAUUAGAGAUUAGUUUUUAAUAAUCGGUUAAGCGUUGAAGCUCAUAAGAUGAGAGGCGGUUGGGCGGCAGCCUGAUAAGAAAUGUGAUUUUAUUUUGUAAUUUGUGCUUAUAUAGUUUUAGUUUUAGUUUUUAGUUGUGCGUUGCAUAGUACUUGUAAUGCGUUUGAGUAUUGAAACGCGCUUCCAGAUUUUUAAAGUAUAUAUACAGGAUGUCCCGAUUUAUAGGUGUACGCAUCAUUAGUGCAAUAAAAAAGAAGAAGCAAAGUUAGGUCCGAUAUUUUUUAUUAAAUAGAAAUUGUAACGUGCUCAAUGUCACAAACGGCCUAACACAACUAUUUUAUUUGGAAAUUUGGAAAUAUAUUUUAAUUUCGCUUUACUAAAUUUGCAAAUAAUUUUAUU
This is a messenger RNA of Anoplophora glabripennis (Asian longhorned beetle), 3365 nucleotides long. Its product is annotated as guanine nucleotide-binding protein G(o) subunit alpha-like. NCBI's taxonomy places the organism in Eukaryota, Metazoa, Arthropoda, Insecta, Coleoptera, Cerambycidae. Gene Ontology annotation, biological process: adenylate cyclase-modulating G protein-coupled receptor signaling pathway. The coding region runs from base 265 to 1344 and encodes 359 amino acids. The transcript is spliced from 6 exons. The record is from RefSeq and is a predicted model, not a curated record. Gene Ontology annotation, cellular component: heterotrimeric G-protein complex. Gene Ontology annotation, molecular function: guanyl nucleotide binding; G protein-coupled receptor binding; G-protein beta/gamma-subunit complex binding.